AUGGUGCCAAACCCAAGCCAGGCACUUGCCGUCAUUCCGGGCGACGCCCAGGGCCAGGUCAUCUUCUCAGAUGUCCCGCUCAGCUUCAUGAUGGGUGUCGACUCAAAGACCGGCAUCGUCGCAGAUGCACACCAUCCCCUCCGCGGCACGUCUCUCAAAGACUCUGUCCUCGUCAUCCCUGCUGGGCGCGGAUCCUUUGCCGAGAAGAUGUUCGACAAGCGCAUUCCGCUUGUCUUCCUUUCAGACGCAUCGCACUUUGAAGUCUUCCGUCAAGCUUCGACAGUGCAAAUAAACGAAACGAGCUUGUUGGUUUCACCAGGCGGCCACAAGAUUGACUUGGUGCCACAAAGCGUAAAGGCGUUAGAGUUGAAUCCAACAGACAAAGCCAUCUUGUCUGGCGAGGGCGGCGAAGCUUCUCGUAUCGCAAUGGAAAUCAUCGUUAAGUACGCCACGAUACAGGGGGCACAACGCCUGAUUGAUGUUUCUCAAGUCCAUGUGGACGCUUGUGCCUACGUUGGCGAAAGCAGUCUCCUCGUCCCUGAGCGCCUGCUCUCCCUCGGAGGAAAGUUUGUCGUACCAUCGACCUGCAACUCCCUGAAUGUCGACCGGCAGAGGUGGAAGGAAUUGGGAGCCAACCCCGAGAUCUCUCAAAUAUCUGACAAGAUUGGAGACACGUAUCUCAAGCUGGGCGCCAAGAUGAGCUUCACCUGCGCUCCGUACUUGCUCGAGAGUAAGCCUAAAGCCGGAGAGCAAGUUGGAUGGUCUGAGUCCAAUGCAGUAGUAUUCGCGAAUAGUGUGCUGGGAGCACACACACAGAAGUAUCCUGAUUAUAUGGACGUUUUCAUUGCAUUGACCGGAAGGGCUCCUUAUGCCGGGUGUCAUGUGCCAGAGGGCAGGAAGCCGGAAGUCAUAAUCAAGGUCACCCAAAUUAGCGCAUUUGAUCCAUCGUUUUUCGCCCUUAUUGGCUACAGCAUUGGACAUGUGGUCGCCGCCAAGAUCCCUGUUGUCAUUGGAAUGGAGACGACACGACCGACCGUAUCGGAUCUGAAGGCAUUCGGGGCGGGGUUCGCAACGAGUUCAUCUGCUCCCAUGUUUCACAUCAAUGGCAUCACGCCAGAGGCUGCAAGUUUCGAAGAUGCACUCGCCACUCUAGAAACCAUCGAGGUGACAAUUCCUGAACUUCAGUUGGCCUGGAGACAGCUCAAUACGGCUACGGACCCUUCUGUCGAUAUCGUCUCCCUAGGAAAUCCGCACUUUUCCCUAGAAGAAUUCUCACAACUUGCCGAAGUGUGCCGCGGUAGACGCAAGUCACCUAAUGUCGAAGUCAUGAUCACCACUGGGCGUGAAACAUACACAGAGGCCCUGAACCUCGGCUAUCUAGACGUUAUCGAGAGCUUCGGUGCCCGGCUGAUAACGGAUACGUGCUGGUGCAUGAUAGAGGAGCCGGUCGUUCCUCUGAAAGCAAGAAACGCUAUGACAAACUCUGCCAAAUAUGCUCACUACGGCCCGGGGAUUGUGGGUAAGAAGUUUCACUUUGGAGAUGUUGUAGCGUGCAUCAAGGCGGCAAGUAGAGGCCAUAGACAUGAAGACGAGAUGAGCCCGCGGUGGCUUUUCCGGUGA
Molecule: messenger RNA, 1620 nt
Organism: Colletotrichum abscissum
Lineage: Eukaryota; Fungi; Ascomycota; Sordariomycetes; Glomerellales; Glomerellaceae
Exons: 2
Coding region: 1-1620 (539 amino acids)
Source: RefSeq, a predicted model, not a curated record